Molecule: messenger RNA, 1593 nt
Organism: Pelmatolapia mariae (spotted tilapia)
Lineage: Eukaryota; Metazoa; Chordata; Actinopteri; Cichliformes; Cichlidae
Product: major histocompatibility complex class I-related gene protein-like
Exons: 8
Coding region: 7-1062 (351 amino acids)
Biological process (GO): immune response
Cellular component (GO): external side of plasma membrane
Source: RefSeq, a predicted model, not a curated record
AAGAAGAUGAAGGCCUUCAUCUUCUUUCUUCUCCUGGGAAUACAGGGGGCAGCAGCAGUGACCCACUCUCUGAAGUAUUUCCACACUGGGUCCUCUCAAGUCCCAAACUUCCCAGAGUUUGUGGUUGUUGGGAUGGUUGAUGAUGUUGAGAUUGAUUAUUAUGACAGCAACACGGAGAAAGCGGUGCCCAAACAGGACUGGAUUGCCAAGAACACAGAUCAGCAGUACUGGGAGAGAGAGACUGCAAACUGUUGGGGUUCCCAGCAGGCGUUCAAAGCCAACACUGACACUGCAAAGCAGCGCUUCAACCAAACUGGAGGUGUUCACAUUGUCCAGCGGAUGUACGGCUGUGAAUGGGAUGAAGAAACAGGUGAAGUGAAUGGAUUUCGCCAAGACGGUUAUGAUGGAGAGGACUUCAUAAUCUUUGACCUGAAGACAGAGACGUGGGUCGCUCCAAAACAACAGGCUGUCAUCACAAAGAUGAAGUGGGACAGUAACAAAGCUACGAUCACACAGUAUAAGAACUACCUCACCCAGAUUUGUCCUGAGUGGCUGAAGAAGUAUGUGAACUAUGGGAGGAGCUCUCUGAUGAGGACAAUUCUUCCCUCAGUGUCUCUCCUCCAGAAGUCUUCCUUCUCCUCAGUCACCUGCCACGCUACAGGUUUCUAUCCUAACAGAGCCGAGAUGGUCUGGAAAAAAGAUGGAGUGGAGCUUCAUGAGGGUGUGAACAAAGGAGAGAUUCUCACCAACAAUGACGGGACCUUCCAGAUGAGUGUUGACCUGGAUGUCUCAUCAGUCAAACCUGAAGACUGGCACAGAUACAGAUGUGUGUUUCAGCUCUCUGGUGUGAACGAGGACAUCGUCACCAAACUGGACAAAUCAGAGAUCAAGACCAAUGAAGGAAGUUCCUUCUCCCUGAUCAUCCUUGUUGUUGUUGCUGUGGUUGUUCUUGCCGCCAUCGCUGUGAUCACAUUCAUUAUUUACAAAAAGAGGACAGACAAACGUCCCCCAUCUCCUGUAGAGAACCGUGAAGUCCAGGAGCAAAUGAUUCCUAAAGCCUAAACCACAAACAGCUCUGCACACAAGAACCUGAGAGAAGACGUGUCAGCUCGUUCUUCUACAUAAACUGGAAUUCAUUGAAUUUGUUGAUUGUUCACAUCAUAAAAUCUGUUAAAAAGAUCUAAAGUCUAAAAUAUAGUUGCAGAUGCUUAUUAGUCAAGAUUUAAUGGAAAGGAGUUUGAAAAUGAGUUGGCAAACAUUACAUCAUUAACAUAUACAUCAUAAUAGUGGCAUUAAAUUAUUCUGAAUAUGUUGUUUUCAGUUUAAAAAAGGCAAUUUUUUAAAAAAAGAUCUAAUUCUGUUUAAAUGUUUCAGUAUUAGUAUCAAUAUUAUGACAGAGAUCUUGAUAACCAUUUUCUCGGUAAAGAGCUAUUAUUUUUUACAAUAGCGGAUUUAUUUUGCUUUCUUAUUACAUACGCAAUAAAAUAAAAACCUUUAAGAUUAUCCGAUAUUCUGACCACCCUAAUGCCUGUAACCUAGCAUUAGGAUUUCAAGAUUAUCUGAUUAUCCUGUUGCUUGUAACUUAGCAAAGUA